This is a messenger RNA of Thamnophis elegans (Western terrestrial garter snake), 1874 nucleotides long. It is a transcript of the gene GMPPB, whose product is annotated as GDP-mannose pyrophosphorylase B. Gene Ontology annotation, molecular function: mannose-1-phosphate guanylyltransferase (GTP) activity; GTP binding. Lineage: Eukaryota; Metazoa; Chordata; Lepidosauria; Squamata; Natricidae. The record is from RefSeq and is a predicted model, not a curated record. The transcript has 10 exons. Gene Ontology annotation, cellular component: cytoplasm. Bases 129 to 1211 code for a protein of 360 amino acids. Gene Ontology annotation, biological process: GDP-mannose biosynthetic process; cell wall mannoprotein biosynthetic process.
GCGCGAGGUGGGAUCCCGGGAGGCGAUCUUCGGACGGCUGGGAUCUGGGCGUUAGUAGCCUGCUGGCAAGCUUUGCUGGACGGGACCGGGCGAGAGAAGGAAGGAGGCGUGCAGGCAGGCAGGUCAAGAUGAAGGCGUUGAUCCUGGUGGGGGGCUACGGCACUCGGCUGCGACCCCUAACCCUCAGCAUCCCUAAGCCCCUGGUCGAAUUCUGUAACAAGCCCAUCCUGUUGCACCAGGUGGAGGCCUUAGUAAAGGCGGGUGUUAAUCAUGUGAUCCUUGCUGUGAGCUAUAUGUCAGAACUACUGGAGAAGGAGAUGAAAGAACAAGAGCAAAGGUUGGGCAUUCAGAUUUCUCUGUCACAUGAGAAGGAACCACUGGGCACAGCUGGCCCACUGGCACUAGCACAGGAGCUUUUGGCUGAAAAUUCAGAACCUUUUUUUGUACUCAAUAGCGAUGUGAUCUGUGAUUUUCCCUUCACAGACAUGGUACACUUUCACAGGCAUCAUGGAAAAGAAGGCACCAUUGUGGUGACAAAAGUGGAAGAACCUUCCAAAUAUGGUGUAGUAGUGUGUGAGGCAGAUACUGGAAUCAUACAUCGCUUUGUGGAGAAACCUCAGGUUUUUGUUUCCAAUAAAAUCAAUGCUGGGAUGUACAUCUUAAAUCCAAGUGUAUUAAAGCGCAUUCAGCUGCGUCCUACCUCAAUUGAGAAAGAAAUAUUUCCAGUAAUGGCAGAGGAGGGACAACUCUAUGCUAUGGAAUUACAUGGGUUCUGGAUGGACAUUGGGCAGCCAAAAGAUUUCCUGACUGGCAUGUGCCUAUAUCUACAAUAUUUACGGCUGAAGCAUCCUGAGCGGUUACAUUCUGGAUCAGGCUGUAUGGGGAACGUACUAGUGGACCCAAGUGCCAAGAUUGGAUCAAACUGCAGUAUUGGUCCCAAUGUCACAAUUGGGGCAGGAGUUGUGGUAGAGGAUGGUGUUCGAAUCAAGCGUUGCACUGUUCUAAAGGGAUCACGCAUUCGUUCCCACUCAUGGCUUGAAUCCUGCAUUGUUGGGUGGAGCUCCUCUGUGGGACAAUGGGUGCGGAUGGAGAAUGUCACUGUGUUGGGGGAAGAUGUCAUUGUGAAUGAUGAACUCUACCUCAAUGGGGCCAAUGUGCUGCCUCACAAAUCCAUUGCUGAAUCAGUCCCAGAGCCACGCAUCAUCAUGUAGCAAGCUUGGAUUGAGUGCUGGACUAACUGGCAGAACAUUUUAUUGGAACGACCACACUCUGUGCCUUGGUGGCAAGGGACUCUCUACUGAGUUCAAGUUUUUUCCUCCAAAUACUGGUUUUCCCUUGCUGCUGACUUAAUCUUUACAUGGAGUUCUAGGAGUGAACAAGACUAUUGCUGCAUCAUUCAGGAUUGGGAAUGGGGUGAAAUAGGAUAGGCUACCUGAGCCAGAUCCACCAUUGUUCUACAGUAGAGUCCAGUACCCUGUAUUGGACAAGGACAAGUCAUCUUUGCUUUUAAGAUCUGGGACAGUAUAACACAGCUCACCUGUUUGAAGAUGAAAGCAUCCAAUAGUUCUGGAAAAGGGAAUAAACAUCAUGCUGUAUACUAAUAUGGUAGGGUGGUAUUUGCUGCUUAUGAAGCACACAGGCAAACAAAAUGCAGUACUUUCCCUGGAACUUAAUUGCCUUAUAAAAUUGCAUUGCUUCCGUUCAUAUGGUGAAUAACUGGCAACUUUAGAACUUUGGACAAGGUUCUCUAAUGAAAUCACAGUGUAAUGAAAACAAAUGAAGUUAUUGUAAUUAAUGAAUUCUAGGUAUGUCAUGUGUUGUCUACUCUUGAUUCAAGAAAUGCUACCGAUGAGAACAAUACUCCUUAAAAUCAA